AGUCCCCAAAACAGAGCAGGGCAAAAACAGAGCACUAUAUUUAUUAAAACCCCCAAGACGGCCCCUCCUCCUUCUCCUUUAUCCUCUUCGUCGCCAUGGGAGAAGAUGCAGAGUGGGUUCGGGUCGAAGGUCCCAUCGUGAUCGGAGCGGGUCCUUCCGGGCUCGCCGUCGCCGCCUGCCUGAAACAGAACGGCGUCCCCUGCCUCCUCCUCGAGCGGAGCGACUGCAUUGCUUCGCUGUGGCAGCAGCGGACCUACCACCGCCUCAAGCUCCACCUCCCCAAGCAGUUCUGCCAGCUUCCCCUCUUCGACUUCCCCGGAAACUUCCCAAAGUACCCUUCCAAGCGCCAGUUCAUCUCCUACAUGGAGUCCUACGCCGCCCACUUCUCAAUCCGGCCCGUGUUCGACCAGGAGUGGGUUCGGGUCGAAGGUCCCAUCGUGAUCGGAGCGGGUCCUUCCGGGCUCGCCGUCGCCGCCUGCCUGAAACAGAACGGCGUCCCCUGCCUCCUCCUCGAGCGGAGCGACUGCAUUGCUUCGCUGUGGCAGCAGCGGACCUACCACCGCCUCAAGCUCCACCUCCCCAAGCAGUUCUGCCAGCUUCCCCUCUUCGACUUCCCCGGAAACUUCCCAAAGUACCCUUCCAAGCGCCAGUUCAUCUCCUACAUGGAGUCCUACGCCGCCCACUUCUCAAUCCGGCCCGUGUUCGACCAGGAGGUGAGGACGGCGGAGUUCCACCCCGCCCGCGGCGUCUGGGUCGUGGUCACCGGAGACCGCACGUACUGCUCGCCGUGGUUGGUCGUCGCCACCGGCGAGAAUGCCGAGCCGCUGGUCCCCGAUAUCCCGGGGCUCGACCGGUUCGCCGGCCCCGUCGUGCACACGAGCAUGUACCGGUCCGGUUCGGAAUUCAAGAACCACCGAGUACUGGUGGUGGGCUGCGGGAACUCCGGCAUGGAGGUCAGCAUGGACCUGUGCAGCCAUAACGCCAGCCCUCACAUGGUGGUCCGAAACUCAGUCCACGUUUUACCCAGGGAGAUGUUUGGGAUAUCGACGUUUGCAAUAGCCAUGGGGCUGUUGAGAUGGCUGCCGUUAAAAGCCGUCGACAAGCUUCUUCUGCUGGCGGCGAACUUGACGUUCGGAAAGACGGAGAGUUUGGGGCUCCGGCGGCCGAAGACCGGUCCGAUCGAGCUUAAGAACGCCACCGGGAAGACGCCGGUUCUUGACGUGGGAGCAUUGUCCUUAAUUAAGUCCGGCAAAAUAAAGGUGAUGAAGGGGGUAAAGGAGAUAAGCAGAAAUGGGGCAAAAUUUGUGGACGGACAAGAAAAAGAAUUUAAUUCUAUAAUUCUAGCAACGGGCUAUAAGAGCAAUGUCCCCACCUGGCUUAAGGGUUGUGAUUUCUUCACGGACGAAGGGAUGCCGAGCACGCCCUUUCCGAACGGGUGGAAAGGGGAGAACGGGCUGUACACCGUUGGGUUUACAAGACGAGGGCUUCUAGGGACCUCAUCUGAUGCCAUGAACAUUGCUAAAGAUCUUGCUCAACAAUGGAGGAAACCUUGUUCCAGUUCUACCCCUACUUCCCUAGCAUCAUAGCCCAUGGAUGCCAUUGUUUGAGGAUGGUUUUGGGACAAUGGAGGGGUAGAUUGGUAAAAGCAACGGGAAUUUUUUUUUAAAAAAAAUUUCAAUGUUCCCAAAAGUAGUGGAAGUUGUAUGCCAUUUUUUUUCAAUCAUCUCUUUCUUGGAAACAAAUCAUUUGUAAAUAUCCAAUUUUGCUUAGGGAUCUGUUUUCUGUUCUCCUAAAAUUAACUUGUGUAACACCAAUUGUGGGUAUGUAAUGUUAGAAUAAAAGUUGUGGAAAUAG
This is a messenger RNA of Cuscuta campestris, 1854 nucleotides long. NCBI's taxonomy places the organism in Eukaryota, Viridiplantae, Streptophyta, Magnoliopsida, Solanales, Convolvulaceae. The record is from the annotation of a GenBank genome assembly.